AUGACCAUGGGCGGAAUUCGUGCGGCGGUGGCGGGCCUUGCCGGCCAGUGGGUGGUGGUGUGCGGGGCGAGCAAGGGCAUCGGCCGAGCCCUGGUCCUGGCUCUGGCCGCUUCUGGCGCCAACGUAGUGGCUGUGGCACGAUCGGCUCCCGCGCUGGCCGAUGUGGCAGCAGAGGCGCGGCGGGUGGCUCCUGGCCCGCCGCCCUUGGCCUCCAUCGUCACCGUGGUGGCCGAUCUGGCCGACGAGGACGCCGUGGCGCGGCUGAUGGCAGUCGAGCUGCCGCCCAUCGUCGGUCCGGCGGGCGUGCGGAUGCUCAUUCUAAACCAUGUCGCCGGCUGGUGGCAGCACUGGCUUGCGGGCCCUGAUGGCAGCCAUGUCGCCAGACUGGCAGCCGCCCAGGGCGCGGGCGUGGACGGUGUGCGGGUCACGCCCACGCUGCGGGCCUUGUUUGCAGUCAACUUUGACUCGUACGUGGCCAUCGCGACCCACGCCAUGGGCCUGCUCCUCGCCGCGGGGGACGCGGGCUCGAGAGCGCAGCUGGUUGUUGUCUCGUCGGUUGCCGGCAAGAUCGGCCUGCCCAAGGUUCCGCCGUACGCGGCGGCCAAGCACGCGCUGCACGGCUUUUUCGAAUCGCUGCGGCACGAGCUGGACAUGACCGGCGCGCCGCUGGGCAUAACCAUGGCCAUGCUGGGUAACAUCGACACCGCAGCCAAUCGCACCAACACCGCUGGCGAGGUGGCGCAUCUACCAUAUGCUUCGCCCCACGACGCCGCUGCUGCCAUCAUUGCCGCCGCCGCAUCCGGGACCGAGUCGGUCACCUUUCCCUGGGCCCAGAUCCAGCCAGUCAUUUGGCUCGACAUGCUCAUCCCACGCCUCGCCCGGACCAUCAUCCAGCGCGCGACUUAUGGUCCGGGCUCGUUUGUCCCCUCACCGACCUCCAUCGCCCUGCCGUCGCCCGACGUCAUGCUCGGCGCAGAUCGGCCCAAACCAGACCACCCUCAGACCGUUCUGACGUGA
Molecule: messenger RNA, 1017 nt
Organism: Thecamonas trahens ATCC 50062
Lineage: Eukaryota; Apusomonadida; Apusomonadidae
Product: short-chain dehydrogenase/reductase 10 isoform a
Exons: 2
Coding region: 1-1017 (338 amino acids)
Cellular component (GO): intracellular membrane-bounded organelle
Molecular function (GO): oxidoreductase activity
Source: RefSeq, a predicted model, not a curated record